CUUGGUGGUACCCUUCACACAUUAUUGUGCCAACCCAAACCAUAGGCUACCGUGCUGGCUUGGAUAUUUUAUUUGCACAUGGUCCUUUUCAGCAUGGCUCCUGCAACUAUGGUGAUGCGUAACCAUGCCAACACAGUACAACAUGGCUCAGUUAUGUUCUGCUCACUAGUGUGACAUGGGUGAAAGAGAGUUUGAAGAUGGCAAAUAUCUCUGCUUUGCUUUUAUUGACAUCAGUUACGUCCCUUGUGUUCGCAGAGGAGCAGAAAGAAAUGGAGGAGGAGGAUCCAUUUACCUUUGAUUAUCACAGGCUACGUGUUGGGGGGUUGAUCCUGGCAGCAGUUCUCUGUCUGAUCGGCAUCACCAUCCUCUUCAGCGGACACUGCAGAUGCAAGUUCAACCAGGACAAAAGGAGGAGGUCAGGAAGCAAUGCCGCCCAGCCACUCAACGACCAAGCUCGGGCCAGUGAGUGCUAGGAACCAAACGCCCACCUAGCAGCAGGUCAAAUCGACUUCAUGGUUCUGCAUCAAUCAAGAGAUAAAAAUUGAUGGGUGGAGUUGGCCUGUUUUCUGUCAAAUGGAGGUUGUUUUUUUAGAGAGUGGUGCUGUCUUCCCAAGAGGGAGGUGGUACUGUGCCAUUGGAGAUCAGAGGUGUGCUGCUUUUACCUGUCUUGCUGUUCUCCCUUCCGCCCAUUACUCCUGUUUCUGCUCCGCCCAAUACUCACACUGUAACUCGCCACCAGCGAGCACACACAGACAGACAAAGCAGGACACAAUUUUCCCCCAUGUUCUUUGUAUUUAAACAGAUAACCAAAAGAUGCUGUGUGUCGACUCACUCAUUAUUUCAUUGCAAUGUUUUUUACCUUUAGUGACUCCACCUGUAUGUGGAAAAUAUGCGGUAGAUUUGACUGUUUGUGUGUGUUUUGAAUUGCCAUACUGUCCCCUAAUAAUCUUACAUGCAUAUACAUUACUGUAAAAUAGGUACCGGUAGCCAUAAACUAUUAUAAUGUCAAUAACUAUUCACACACCUUUAUCUUGAUUAUUCCUAUAUUAACUUUUUAGUUGAAUGUAGAAAAGUGCACUGGUCUAUGCAGUAGAAUCUGUUGUAUGAUAAAUGCAAUGUUUUUUUAAUAGUACAGAAUGUUAAAAUUAUUUCAAUAAGAGGAUGAUAUAGUUUUGAUUGAGAGUGUUUUUUCCACCAAAACAACAUUAAUGUUAUUUUAGUUUGUUAGAUACCACACAAACAAUUACAGUCCCUGAAGAGGGUUUUCUCCCCAAUUGGCUUAUAGUGAGUCACGGUCUACAUUGAGAUGUUUCUUGGCAAAUGAGUAGAUGGUGUCUAUGUUUGUAAUUCAAAUUAAAAGAGUUACCUUUUA
This is a messenger RNA of Salmo salar (Atlantic salmon), 1372 nucleotides long. RefSeq names its product FXYD domain containing ion transport regulator 3 (gene fxyd3). Gene Ontology annotation, biological process: regulation of sodium ion transmembrane transporter activity. Gene Ontology annotation, cellular component: membrane. The record is from RefSeq and is a predicted model, not a curated record. NCBI's taxonomy places the organism in Eukaryota, Metazoa, Chordata, Actinopteri, Salmoniformes, Salmonidae. Gene Ontology annotation, molecular function: sodium channel regulator activity.